Bufo bufo (common toad) is the source of this 1869-nucleotide messenger RNA. RefSeq names its product sodium-coupled monocarboxylate transporter 1-like. Gene Ontology annotation, cellular component: membrane. The transcript has 15 exons. Lineage: Eukaryota; Metazoa; Chordata; Amphibia; Anura; Bufonidae. Gene Ontology annotation, biological process: sodium ion transport; propanoate transmembrane transport. Bases 1 to 1869 code for a protein of 622 amino acids. Gene Ontology annotation, molecular function: organic acid:sodium symporter activity. The record is from RefSeq and is a predicted model, not a curated record.
AUGACCACUGCAGGUGACAUUGGUUCUUUUACAGCAUGGGACUAUGUCGUUUUUGCCCUCAUGCUCCUCAUCUCUGCUAUUAUUGGGAUUUACUAUGCAUUUGCUGGUGGUGGACAGAAAACCUCAAAAGAUUUCCUAAUGGGUGGCAGGAGUAUGACUGGAGUCCCAGUGGCUCUUUCUCUUACUGCCAGCUUCAUGUCUGCAGUUACAGUGUUGGGUACCCCAGCAGAGAUAUACCGGUUUGGUGCCAUGUUCAGCAUAUUCGCUAUAGUUUACACCCUUGUUGUGGUGAUCACAUCUGAAGUAUAUCUGCCAGUGUUCUACAGACUGGGCAUCACCAGCACCUAUGAGUACCUUGAGCUCAGAUUUAACAGAUGUGUACGACUGAUUGGCACAUUGUUGUUCAUCAUCCAAACGGUUCUUUACACUGGAAUUGUAAUUUAUGCUCCAGCUCUGGCGCUGAAUCAAGUGACUGGGUUUGAUUUGUGGGGAGCUGUCGUGGCCACAGGAGUGGUCUGUACCUUCUACUGUACUCUGGGUGGUCUUAAGGCAGUUGUAUGGACAGAUGUAUUCCAGGUUGGAAUCAUGGUUGCAGGAUUUUCAUCUAUAAUUAUUCAAGCUGUUGUAGUCCAAGGUGGGAUUGGCCCCAUUUUGAAUGACUCAUAUCAUGGAGACAGGCUAAAUUUCUGGGAUUUCAACCCCAAUCCACUGCAGCGGCAUUCCUUUUGGACACUUGUAGUUGGUGGAACAUUUUUGUGGGUUGGAAUCUAUGGUGUCAAUCAGUCACAAGUACAGAGAUACAUUGCUUGUAAAACCAGAUUCCAUGCUAAAAUGUCCUUGUAUGUGAAUCUGUUAGGACUCUGGGCUAUUCUUUCCUGUGCGGUACUUUGUGGACUGGCUAUGUAUUCUGUAUAUAAGGACUGUGACCCCUGGACUGCCAAAUUAGUAUCAGCCCCUGACCAGCUGAUGCCUUACCUAGCUCUUGACAUUUUGCGGGAUUAUCCAGGACUUCCCGGAUUGUUUGUGGCAUGUGCAUACAGUGGGACCUUAAGCACUGUGUCAUCCAGUAUUAAUGCUUUGGCAGCUGUUACAGUAGAAGACCUUGUGAAACCUUAUUUCCCAUCUCUCAGCGAGACCAAACUGUCAUGGAUUUCCAAAGGAACAAGUUUCUUGUAUGGUGCUGUAUGUAUUGCAAUGGCUGGUUUGGCAUCCGUGUUAGGAGGCUUAUUACAGGCAGCACUCUCCAUUUUUGGAAUGGUUGGUGGUCCACUGCUGGGGCUUUUUACUUUAGGAAUCCUCUUUCCAUUUGCAAACUCAUUGGGUGCCGUGGUUGGCCUCCUAGCAGGGUUUGCAGUUUCAUUGUGGGUUGGGAUUGGAUCUCUGAUUUAUCCCACUCUUCCUAUAAGAAGUUUACCUAAAUACCUGUCUGUAGAGGGCUGUAAUUUUAGUACCGCAGAUACCAACUGGACCUUAACAACAGCACCUCCUACAGUAACAGACUUAAUGAUAGAAGCACAAGUGGCUGACAGACCUGCACUGGCUGAUGACUGGUACUCAUUGUCCUAUCUAUACUUCAGUACCAUCGGUACAAUCAUUGCUGUUAUUGUUGGAAUAAUAGUAAGCCUGUUAUCUGGAGGUUUAAAACAAAAUGUAAAUCGGGAUUUCCUCUUAACAUCUCAAGACUUUGCAUAUCUUAAAGUACUGCUUCCUUCCAGCUGGGGCAAAGAAAAUGAAAAAGUAGAAGUGCUGAACUGGAAGAAUCGGGACAGUGAUCCAUGUCCAGAUAAAGGGACAGAUAAUCCUGCUUUUAGUCACAUGGAAAUGUACAGCACAGAAAAGAAUGAAAAACUUAAUGGAAUUAACCCAUGA